AUGGGUAAAGAUAAAAACCACCAAAACGACGGACAUACCAAAAUCAGGAACGAUGACCCUAGCUCAAAAACAACACAAAACGCAACACAGAACACCCAAUUCCCGCAAUUCCUUGUGAUGACCUCCACACAGAGUGGUAAAACAACGGCCGCGUUGUCGCCACUUCUGUUGAGGAAGGGCAUCCAGGGAAUCGCAGGGGAUGUGAAAUCCGUUAAGCCAUUGGGAUCGGGCGAUCUCCUUAUAGAGGUUUAUCGCCAACAACAGGCGAUGAACCUACUCGGAACAACCAGUUUUGCCGGCAUCGGUGUCAGUGUGAAACCACACUCAUCACUUAAUUGCAGCAAGGGGGUAAUCAGGUGCCCAGCCUUGCGCAAUGACACCGAUGAAGACAUACUGGCAUAUUUCCAGGAGGAGAGCGUCCCGGUCUCUGAGGUGAGGCGGAUGGUGAUCAGGAGAAACAAUGAUACAAUCAAAACAAACACCUUCAUCAUCACUUUUUCAACGCCAACACUACCCCAAAUACUAACAAUCGGAUACCAGAGGUACAACGUUUCCGUCUACAUCCCAAAUCCAUUGCGAUGCCGAAACUGUCAGAAGUACGGUCAUCACGAAAAGCGAUGUAGACGAAAAUCGAUCUGCCAGUAUUGUGGCCGUGAGGGUCACACCGAGCAAAAUGACUGUGACAUCGCCAACCUGCGCUGUGUCAACUGUGAGGGGAAGCACGCUGCCUCUUCUCGCGACUGCCCUACCUGGAGCCAGGAGAGGGAGAUAUUACGGGUUAAAUAUACCCGAGGUGUCUCUUUCCCCGAGGCCAGGAGGAUAGUCGGGAGUGCAGACAUUGCUACACCCUCUUACGCACAAGUGACUCGAGGCAAGGCGCCGGUUGACAGUGUCACGGUCAAGGAUGCUUCGGUUCAAGUUUCUGAAGACAUACCUGCCUGGGGCUCACAAGUCCCAGACAUGGCUGGAAGGGAAGGGAUCCAGAAGGCUACAUGCAAAACACCGUACAAUAAAGGGAGAUCACAGACUUAUUACCACAUGCAGCAGAGACAGUACAAUGGAAGAGAUCACAGACUUAUUACCACAUGUAGCAGAGACAGUACAAUAGAAGAGAUCUCAGACUUAUUACCACAUGUAGCAGAGACGUUUGCUGCUGUAGACAAAAUUGUUGAUGUGAUGGUGGCAUCCUUUAACAGACAGUUCAUUGUGGAUAGCAGAGCAUGGGAACGUUUCCCUUAG
Messenger RNA from Mizuhopecten yessoensis (Yesso scallop), 1239 nucleotides. RefSeq lists its product as uncharacterized. The record is from RefSeq and is a predicted model, not a curated record. NCBI's taxonomy places the organism in Eukaryota, Metazoa, Mollusca, Bivalvia, Pectinida, Pectinidae. The coding region runs from base 1 to 1239 and encodes 412 amino acids. The transcript is spliced from 2 exons. Gene Ontology annotation, molecular function: zinc ion binding; nucleic acid binding.